Adineta steineri is the source of this 504-nucleotide messenger RNA. The record is from the annotation of a GenBank genome assembly. Lineage: Eukaryota; Metazoa; Rotifera; Eurotatoria; Adinetida; Adinetidae.
AUGCCAUUCACUAUUUAUGUCUAUGGUGUCAAUGAAAAUCGAUUUUUGUUCCGGUCUAUGUUCUUACUAAUUCUUGUUGCUGGUGUACAAUUUUAUCAUGUAUUUUUUCUUCGAGAUAUUCAACGAUCAGUUUUUAUAUUUCGAGAACCAAACGUAACAGAUAUUAGUUGGGAUAUGUAUAUAUCAAUUCCAUAUGAAGAUUGUCAAUGUAAUGUUAUAUCUAUCGAAUCAUGUCUAACUAAUUUGCAAAUUAAAUAUACUCGUAUUCUUCCAUUAAUAUUAUUUCUAUUAGAAGUUUAUACUUUUAAAGAUAUUCUUUCAUUACAUCGUUACCGAAGUCAUUUUAUUGUCAACUUCUAUUGGAUUGUCUCGAUCUUUCUUUUCUUUUGUCUUGUAACGGUUAUCUAUCGAUGUAGUUCUUAUUAUGAUAUCAUUAAUAUCAUUCUUGCUGAUUUAGGUAUAUUAUUAUAUCUUACUUGUGGAGCAACACAAAUUAUUCCUUAA